Maniola jurtina (meadow brown) is the source of this 2130-nucleotide messenger RNA. RefSeq names its product transmembrane protease serine 9-like. Gene Ontology annotation, biological process: proteolysis. Gene Ontology annotation, molecular function: serine-type endopeptidase activity. NCBI's taxonomy places the organism in Eukaryota, Metazoa, Arthropoda, Insecta, Lepidoptera, Nymphalidae. The record is from RefSeq and is a predicted model, not a curated record. Bases 88 to 1671 code for a protein of 527 amino acids. The transcript is spliced from 12 exons.
CCUUGCGGAUCGCACCGCGAAUCGCACUUAUUUACGCGUUGAACCUUUUUCAACACCAUCGUGAAUGCAUUACUUUUUUAAUUUAAAAUGUCGUUAAGAUUUCAAUGUUUAAUUUUCCUUCUGAGUUUAAUAGCUACCGUAACUAGGAGUGACUCUAUCGACAAUGAUCAAAAUGGAUUUUCAGCAAAAAAUGGUGCUUUUUACACGGAAGAUGCAGUAAUUCUUAAUGUCCCUGUGCAACGAGUGAAGCGUGAAUCAAAUACCACACGAGAUGGAAAACAGCUAUUGUUAUUACGCCCCAGACAAGCUAAUGACGAGGGUGCGUUUGGUGUGGAUUGCCAAACAACGCUCGGUAAGAAGGGGACAUGUAAGAACUUUCGCGACUGCUACCCGCUUUUCAAAGUGGUAAAUCUCUCUGGUUACGACGGAUGGGUCAUGGGCCACUACGAUACGUGUAGUUAUAUAAACAACGAGAAUACGGAGGUGUUUGGAGUGUGCUGCACGCAGCCUGUAGGCACUCCACCGCAGCAGGAACCCGAUGCCCAACGCUUUGGUGUGCUGCAACCAUCUUUUCCGAUAUCAUUAUCCAACUAUCCCAGUCUGGUGCCGUCAGCCCUGUCAUCGCAGUUCGCGUUCAACAACCAGCUUGGUCGUCAGAUCCCCUCCGUGUGGCCGCCGGCUCUACCACCCCUGCCCACUCAUCCGCCAAACCACGCCGCACCCACACAUCCACCUUCAUUCGUUGCUGGCGUCACACAGCCACCUGCAAGCCCUGGUAGCACUCCCCCCACUACGACCUGGGGUACUAAGCCUCCUAGCACUACGAAACAGACUUGGUCUCCGACGAAUCCUACACUGCCAACUAGACCCACUGCUCCCGUUGGUGCAGAUUCUUCAUGCGGCAUUAAGAACGGACCACAGACAUAUGGCAGCACAUACGAGUCACAGGACGAGGAGCGUAUAGUGGGUGGGACCAAUGCAGAGCCCAACGAAUUUCCCUGGAUCGUGGCGUUGUUCAACGGCGGCCGCCAGUUCUGUGGCGGGUCGCUCAUCGACAACAGCCAUGUGCUGUCUGCUGCUCAUUGUGUCGCACAUAUGACAUCUUGGGAUGUAGCUCGUCUCACGGCAAGGCUGGGCGACCACAACAUCCGCAUAAGCACGGAAACACAGCAUAUGGAAAGGAAGAUCAAGAGAGUGGUCAGGCAUCGUGGAUUUGACAUGCGCACUCUUUACAACGACGUAUCAAUCCUAACACUGGAUCAACCUGUGACAUAUACGAAGAACAUUCGUCCCAUCUGUCUGCCCGGCGGCGGAAGAGCCUAUUCGGGUCUCACAGCGACUGUUAUUGGAUGGGGAAGUUUACGGGAGAGUGGCCCUCAGCCGUCGGUGCUGCAGAAGGUGUCGAUUCCGAUCUGGACCAACAGCGAGUGUCGGCUGAAGUACGGCGCGGCGGCGCCGGGCGGCAUCGUCGACCACAUGCUCUGCGCGGGCCGAGCUAGCAUGGACUCUUGCAGUGGUGACAGCGGCGGUCCACUCAUGGUCAACGAAGGCGGUCGCUGGACUCAAGUGGGCAUAGUGUCCUGGGGCAUCGGUUGUGGAAAGGGGCAGUACCCGGGAGUCUACACGCGCGUCACUGCAUUCCUGCCCUGGAUACAGAAGAACUCUAAAUAGAAUAGCUUUCGGAAAUCAUGUUAUUAAGUCGGAAGGGAGCUUUUCACUUAAUACUUAUAGGGUUACAUUAAAUGGGAUUGGUCAAAUAAGUAGUGGGGGUUUUUCAAUGUAAGGUGCAUUCAGAGUUCAGACCACACUCCAUGGUUACUUUUUGUGGAGUAAUAGCACAAGAUAUACCUAACUUUUAAACUCUAGGAACUUUUUGUAUUUGGUUCUUAGCAUUGAUAUAGAAUUAGUAGGCUACAAAAAAUAAUUGCAGUGUGGAUACACUGGAGAUCGUCUUUAGACGCUAUCAUUGUAUCACAUUGGCGUCACAAACAUCUCUUGUUGCGGCCGCUAUAAUGAAAAGGCUAUUUUCAGUUGCUAUGUAAACUUAUUCGUACACUAUAGAAAGUAUCCUAAAAAUAAAAAUCAAACUAGUAAUUUGUUAUUGGCUAACUUCGAUAACAUAUCGAGAUG